AGAAAGAAAAAACAACAAGAAUACAAAAACACCAAAAAAUGACCUUAAAUCACCAUUAGAAAGCAAAAAAAAUCGACUGAUCCUGAUCCUGCAGUACCACCACCACCACCACCACCACCAUGCAUAUCACAGUGUUCGGUCUCGUGGCUGUGACUUUGUCUAUCACAGUGACCUUGACCUCAGGCACUUGGACAUACGAAGGGACCACAGUGACCUUAGCUUUGGUUAACUAUACGUACCGUGACCCAAGACGCGACGGGGUACUGGUGGAAGUGGGCCAGGUCGGCAAAUAUGCACCGGGCCAAGUCGCGAGCGCAUCCGGACGAGUUGUGGUUGGAGAUUUGGCGGGAAAAGCUUCAGAAAUGAAUGCUGUUUUAAAAGGCUGUGAAUUUCCGUGGUCCACAGCGAGCACAGCGCCUUCAGGGACAUGGGUGGCGUUGAUAAGAAGAGGAGGAGGCUGCCCAGAUGAGGAGAAGAUAGAAAUAGCUGCUAAAUAUAACGCGUCCGCUGUUAUUCUGUACACAAAAGAUGAACACGCUCAUUUAAGGAAGCUGACGGUGCAUAAGGAUGGGUUAGCGGUGGUGUGGCUCGCGGAGGAGGAAGGGCGUGGGCUGGCUCAAGUAGUAGAAGGCGGUGCUGAAGUGGUCCUAACUAUGGUGCCUGGUCAUAACCUGCGCUACCAUGUUACUAGUGUCAAUAGACAAUCUCUGGGUCAGCGUUUUGUGGCAUCCAAUCCUAUAUGUGAGGCCAAUAUGUUCCCUGUUGACUGUGUGAUCGUGACCUCCGUGUUGUUCGUGUCCGUGUCCUUCAUAAUCCUGAUGGCUAUUUCCCUCGCCUGGCUGAUCUUCUACUACGUUCAGAGGUUCAGAUACAUACACGCCAAGGACAGGCUAGCGAGACACCUAUGCAAUGCUGCCAAGAAGGCCCUAGCUAAGAUUCCUGUGAAGACAUUGAAAGCCACAGAUAGGGAGGUGUGUUCGGAAGGCGAGUGUUGUGCUGUUUGCAUUGAACACUACCAGACGGGCGAGGCGGUCAGAACACUCCCUUGCAAGCACCUCUUCCACCGGUGCUGUGUGGACCCGUGGCUGCUGGAACACAGAACUUGUCCGAUGUGCAAGAUGGACAUACUCAAACAUUACGGAUAUGUGUUCUCAGGCAGCACGGAGACAGUGUUACCAAUGGAAGAGGAUGAAGGAAUUGAAUUUGAACUAAGAAUUCUGAGCGAGAGUGAAGAGAGUGUUCUACAGUUUGACUUGGGAGACGGAGGGGAGAGCCUGGGAGGGGACUAUGGGGGGCAGGGGUUAGGGGACGCCGCCCCCCACCCACACGGCCCCCACACACCCAGGGCAGCCCCCACCUCACCCCUGUCGUGAUGGUGACAAGAGACGAAGGAAGAGGAAGAGGAAGAGUAAUGAGUGGGGAGUGGGAGGGAGAGGGGAGGGGGGAGAGAGGCUACCCAGACCCCCUCCCCCGCACCCACACCUCUCCCUCUCUCUCCCUUCAGUCGUCACCAAGCAAAGACUUCAUCGUGACCUCUGCUGACCUGGCCCCCUCCCCCCCCACAGAGGGAUUUGAAGACACACCACCACAUUCACCACAGCCCAGGAAAGACAGUGGUGGUGGUGGUGGUGGUGGUGCUGUGGAGGUGUCAUCCGUGUGUUCAGUGCCAUCUAUCUCACUCCCUGGCACUGUGGAGGGUGGAGAGAGCAUACAGGAGGGAUACAGCCCCCUACCGAGCCCCGAGGAGGCCCCCCCAGCCCCCGUGACACCCCCACGGCGACACAGGAGAGCUGGGGUGUGUGAUACCAGCCAUAGAGAUACACUUGAUACACCCUCUUCUCUUCGGCCAGCCAGCCAUAUUGUUAGUGUGUCACAUUUCUAAAGGCUGGGAGAGUGUGUCAAAGUGUAUCAGGGUGUAUUAUAGUGUAUUGAGAGUGUCAGGGUGUAUUAUAGUGUGUCAGUGUAUCAGGGUGUGUCAAGGUGUAUCAUAGUGGGGUGAAGUGUAUCAUUAGUGUGUCAGGGUGUGGUGAAUGUGUCCAGUGUAUCAGAGUGUAUCAUUAAGUGUCAUAAUGUAUCAAGUGUGUCAUAGAGUGCCCAGAGUGUAUCAUUAAGUGUCAUAAUGUAUCAGGUGUGUGUCAGGCUAUGGUCAAUUGUCUAAAGUGUAUCACAAGGUGCCUGGUGUGUCAUAAGUGUUGUGUCGGGAGUGUCAGGGUAUGGUGAAGUGUCAAAAAUGUAUCUUAAGAUGUACACUGAUAAUACACUCAAUCAAGUAUCAUAAGGUGUCAACAGUGUAUCAUUAAGGGUAUCAAAAGUGUCAUAAGUGUGUCAGGAGUGUAUCAAAGU
This is a messenger RNA of Portunus trituberculatus (swimming crab), 2343 nucleotides long. RefSeq names its product protein goliath-like. The record is from RefSeq and is a predicted model, not a curated record. The transcript is spliced from 12 exons. Lineage: Eukaryota; Metazoa; Arthropoda; Malacostraca; Decapoda; Portunidae. Bases 120 to 1373 code for a protein of 417 amino acids.